This is a messenger RNA of Tachyglossus aculeatus (Australian echidna), 6915 nucleotides long. It is a transcript of the gene LONRF3, whose product is annotated as LON peptidase N-terminal domain and ring finger 3. The record is from RefSeq and is a predicted model, not a curated record. The transcript is spliced from 12 exons. Gene Ontology annotation, molecular function: protein binding. The coding region runs from base 81 to 2414 and encodes 777 amino acids. Lineage: Eukaryota; Metazoa; Chordata; Mammalia; Monotremata; Tachyglossidae.
CCCCCGACUCCCGGCCGGUCCCGGGGGGCCCGGGGCCCCUAGGCGCCCCUCUCCCUCCGCCGCGCCCAGCCCUGCCAGCCAUGGGCUCCCCCCAGGCCGGGCUCAUGCUGCGGCUGGCGGGCAAGAACUUGGCGAUGUACGGGGGCCCCUUCCCGGAACCGGCGCCGCCGCCCGGGCCCCUGCCCGCUCCUCCUCCGUCUCCCUCUCCCUCUCCUCCUCCGCCGCCGCCCACGGGGCCCGAGGGCACGGUGCUCCUCCGGCGGGCCGACGCCCUGGCGUCCGGGGGCCGCCUGCCCGAAGCCUUCGAGCUGUACCAGCUGCUGUGUCACCAACGCCAGCUGCGCGCCGAGCAGCUGGGGCCCCUGGUGCGGCGGCUGGCCGAGGCCAUCCGGCGCAAGGAGCGCCUGGCGCCCGCCGCCCCGGGGCCCCCGGGGGCCCCGUGGGACGGGUUCCGAUGCCGCAAGUGCCAGGGCUUCCUCUGCGAGCCCGUGUCGCUGCCCUGCGGGCACACGUUCUGCAAACUCUGCCUGGAGCGCCAGCGGCCGGGCCGGCGGCGCUGCGCGCUGUGCAACGCGCCCGCCGCGGGGAGGCCGUUGCCCACGUCGCCGUCGCCGCCGCCGCCGCCGCCGCCGCCCCUGCGGGUCAAUGUCAUCCUCAGCAACCUGCUGACCAAGUGGUUCCCCGGCCCGGCCCGGGCAUCGCGGCUCCGCCACGAAGGGAACCGCCUCUACCGGGAGCGCAAGCUGGAGGCGGCGCUGCACAAGUACAACGAGGCCGUCAGCCUGGCUCCAAAUGAUCACUUGCUGUAUAGCAACCGGUCUCAGAUCAACUCUACCUUACAGUCCCGAGAGGAUGCACUGCGUGAUGCGGAAAUGGCCUGCAAGCUCCGACCACACUGGCUGAAGGGUCGCUUGCGGAAAGGACAAGCGUUGGCUAAUUUGGGGAAAAUAGAAGAAGCCUUAAGGGAGUUUCUGUUCUGCGUUGCCCUAGAUGGGGGAAACAGGAUGGCCAAAUUUGAAGCCCAGAAGCUUCUAUUUAGUUUAUUUUCACCUCUUCCGGAAAAUGCUCAGGAACAUUUUCCUGAUAUCCUGCAGCUGCUGUCGCAUCACCCUAGACUAAAGGGGAAUCUCCUAAAUUCCCUGGGAUCAGGAGGCACCAGUCAUCACCUUCAAAAGUUAUUCGAGAUAAAUAUGGAACAGCGCAAAGGUCAUCCUGUUCAGAAGGAAUCAGUAUUGAUAGGCUGCAGUAGUUUGAAAAAAACAGUUCAAGGGAUGGACAGCAAAAGAGACUACUUGGAGGAGGAGGAGAAGGAGGAGGGGGAAGCGGAGGAGAGUGAACAGGGGCUGAUUGCCAAGCCCACUGUGCGGAUCUCUGAAAAGUGCCACCUGCUGAAGAGGAAGCACUGUGCCUCGGAGCCCCAGUGUCCCAAGAUGCCAAGCAAAGUUUCAAAGAAAGAUCCAUCUGAUGCCAAGGGGAGAGAGCCCACUCACUGUGUUCCAUGUGAAUCUUUCGACCCAUCUGAUCUCGACUGUUCUCUGUGUAUGAGACUUUUCUACGAACCUGUCACCACCCCUUGUGGACACACCUUCUGCCUGAAAUGUCUUGAAAGAUGCCUUGAUCAUAACCCCAAGUGUCCCCUGUGCAAAGAAGGCCUUUCAGAGUGCUUGGCUAUGAGGAAGUAUUGUAAAACUGUGAUAAUGGAAGAGUUGAUAGCCAAAUACCUUCCAGAAGAACUCACUGAGAGAAAGAAAGUCUAUGAAGAAGAAAUUGAAGAACUUUCUAAUUUAAACAAAAACGUUCCUAUAUUUGUCUGCACUAUGGCCUACCCUACUGUCCCAUGUCCUUUGCACAUCUUUGAGCCCUGCUACCGUCUGAUGAUUCGCCGAUGCAUGGAGACUGGGACAAAACAGUUUGGAAUGUGCAUUGGCGAUCCCAUCAAGGGGUUUGCGGAUUAUGGCUGCAUCCUAGAGAUAAGAAAUGUCGAAUUUUUUGCGGAUGGCCGCUCUGUCGUGGAUAGUAUUGGCAAGAGGAGAUUCAAAGUGAUUCAGCAUAGUCAGCGGGAUGGCUAUAACACGGCCGAUAUCGAGUACAUUGAGGAUCAAAAGGUUCAAGGAGAAGACUAUGCUGAGUUACUGGGCCUGCACGACUCUGUUUAUGAUCAAGCAUUUAUGUGGUUUAAUUCACUCAAACAAGCACUCAAGAGUCGGAUUCUGAGUCACUUUGGUCCAAUGCCAGCGAAGGAUCCUGACCCACAGGCUAACCCCAAUGGCCCAGCCUGGUGCUGGUGGGUUUUGGCAGUUCUCCCACUGGAAAGCCGAGCUCAGCUCCCCUUCCUCGCCAUGAAGUCCCUUAAAGAUCGCCUGAAUGGCAUCCGGAGGGUCCUGACGUUCAUGUCCCGAAGCCGAAGUCGGUGAUGUCGGAAGAGCUGCGGAGGCGCUCCUGCCCGCCCGGACUUUGGGAGUUUGGCUUGUGAAUAUUUCGAAUUGCAAUAAUGUCUUAACAGAGUGGAGUGUCAAAAUUGGGACCCCCUAUGGUGCCCAUUGCAAAGAGAAACCUAGUUGAAUGCCAAAAGGCUGUUGACAAGGUAGAGUUUCCCUGGGAUACUUUUAGAACUGUCUUCAGAUUAUCGUUCAGUUGCUGCGCUGCUACCAGUAUCCUAGAACAAGACAUAAAGUGAUCUUGUUUGCCAUAAACUCUUUGGAAAGUUUAAAGGGGUUUUUAUUUUCUAGGUAGUUUUUGGAGUAGAUGAAUGGCUGUGUGGUUUAAUGUGAAGCAGAAAUACUAAUAAUGUUGAAACAUUAUUUCAGUGACCUGCGCUCUUAUUCCAAAUGGUUCAGGUUUUAUAUAGCUUUCUGUAAAAUAAUGUUCACUACUUCUGUUUUAAUAAUUUAUUUUUGCACUACAGUGUCUUUUUUUGGUUUCUAAAUGUAUAUUACUGUUUAUGUGCACAUUAUCAAAAAAGUGAGCUGCUCUAUUUAUUUAUGUUUACCCUGUCAAAAAGACUAGGGAAAAAUCAUACUAGGAAAACACAGCCUCCUGGUUUGGAUCAUAUUCUAUUCCCUUCCUGGCCCAGUUCUUGGAAUGUUUUUUUCUUCUUUUGCCCACAUUGAAUCUAGUGAUUCCGUCCCUUCUAACAGACACUGCAGGAAGCAAUCUACACAUUUCAUUUUUGUUCCUUUUCUUUCAUAAAGAAAACAGCUUGAUUUGGCCCAGAUGAAGAAAGUACACAACAGAGUGAAGCAAAAGACAGCGUUUAAAGUAUAAUUAGCGAGAACAGGAAGGAGUUGCAGCUGAAGAGGCUACGCCCCAUUCUCCCAUAACAUAUGUUUUCACUCCAUGCUUUGGAAAGAAAUAGGGGACGUUCUCCUGAUAACACGUGCCUGCCUGGUUAAAACGUGUCAGUAGAAACGAUUAUGCACAUGUAUUGGUGUAGGUCAAGAAGUGGCAAGGACUAUAGUAAUACAAGUUUACCUUUUACAUAGCUUCAGGAAAAGAUAUGUCUAGUAAAUGGGAGUUUUUCAGUACAUGGCAACUCAUCAUAUCAACCCAGAUACCUUAUACUUUUAAGUGAAAACAGCAGUGGAGAUUUGGGAAGGACAGCCAGGAGGGAUCACCCCCAUUCAGGGCCUCUCUAACUACUAUUUCCCCACUUUUUACUAGCUACAAACACUUGUCUGUAGAGGUAAUAGCUAACCCCCAAAAGAGAACUUCAUGCAUGAAUACUUAAUAUGGAAAUAGGAGGGAGCUUUAAUGGGGUGGAACACAUUUGAAAGAGAAUUUUCUUUUCUUUUAAUGUCUAUUAACUCAGAUUUUCAUUUUUUUUCCCUGGGAAAGACCCUAAAGAACCGUUUUUUGAAAAUUAUUUUUGGGUAGGAAUGUCUCCUUUUGUACAGAAUCUGCAUGGGACAAAUCUAAUAAUGUUAAACACCGAACUAACAAAAGCAAAGAUUGCAGCAGAUAGAAAAUAGAACAUUUUUGGAGCCACGUGCUACUAGUUCUGCCUCAGAGGCUGCCUGGGAACCAGGGCACCAGCCUGUCCUACGAAUGACAGAGCAUUUCAGGCUUUUCCCAUUGGCCCACUGACACCCUGGGUAAACUCAAAGCAUCUCCAGAAUCCAGGCAAGUAGGCGGGUGUAGGGGGAGAGGAGCGAGAGGAUGGGAGAAGCACACCUGAACAGCUCAAAUAACUGGGUGGACUGUCAGGCCAAUCAAGAGACACUUAGGCAACAAUUUCCAUAGUAAAAAUGUCCUGUUAGAAUGAGCACAGGUUAUUUUACUUUUAUCCCUUCAAUGCUGACCAAAAUCCCUAGUAAUAUAUCAUAUCAUUAGCAGGCUAGCAUAUCAGAUAUUUAUUAAUGUCAUUAAGAGACAGGGGAAUCACUGAAUUUUUUUCCAGUCUGUCAUUAGGUUUGUUCCACAUCAAACCAACCACAGCAAUAGGAAGUCUGACCCCUGUGCCAAGUUUCCACUGAUGGUUUUCCAACUACUUAAUACUAACAAAAUUCCUGAAAGGGGAGUGGUGUCAAGAUAGCAAAAGAGAAACAUUUGGAGUAGACCAAAAAUGAAUUGUACUUUGUACCCUUUAAAUGGAAUGCAUAUCACCCCACUGGCCCAAACUGUCAUUCUCUUCAACAUACGAGUGAGAAUAUAUGGCUCAUUCUUCCCCAGAAGAUCAUUCAGUUCCAGUUAAAAGAUUGCAGAAGUUGAUUAUGUCUUCUCUUUGCAAAGAAUGACUAGAAUGGUACCUAAAUUGCUGAUGCACAGGUCCCAUGCUCUGCACACAGUAAGCACUCAAUAAAUACGAUUGAAUGAAUGAAUAAUUUUCUCAUUUUGCCAAUCUCAGGACCCAGGAUAUUGGCUCAAGCAUUCUGUUGGCCCAGUGUGAUGGUAUUUGUGAGCCUGGGCUGGUUUAUAGAAAAGAUCGGUGUGCUAGCCAAGCAACUGCCAAGCAACUGGCUCUUCUGGAAGACAUUCAAAAUUAAAGUCCUGAACUUGGCUUUUGAUGGCCUUAUUUAGGGAGCUGGUUUUUUAUAACGUAGUUAUAAAGACUUCAGGAAAUAGCUUGUAUCUCCACUUACUCUGACAAAAAAAGCAGGCUUUCAACUAAGUGCCAAAUUUUGAAGUACUCCAAAUUGAUUAGUGCCCAAAUUGACUCUGAUUUCAUUAAGAACUAGAUCAACUGUCCUAAUUACCAAAACUGAAAUCUUUUCAUGGGACUAAUGUAAAAUGAGGUGAAAGGUAAGGCCUCCACAAAAGUUUAUUUUCUUUGAGCAGGCGUAUCUGAGCAGGUGGUUUUCCUCCUUGGACACUGGUCCUAUCUAUCACUUUCGAAUGAAGUUCUCAGUGAAAACUAGUUUGAUCGAAUCGAAGGACACUGAUCUCAAUGAUGGUGUUAAAUUUAGUAAAUUAGUGCCUAAGUGUGAUUGCAGGUAAAAAUCAACUUUCACGCCUUUUGACUUGUACCCUACUUUGCUGUUUACAAAUAUCCAACAAUAUUUAUUUGAUGCUGUAAAGACUGUAAGCUGGUCGUGGGCAGGGAAUGUGUCUAAUAACUGUUGAAUUCUUUCCCAAGUGUUUAGUAUAGUGUUCGGGGCAAAGUAAGCGCUUAAUAAACACCUUUGAUUGAUUGAUUGAAAAGUCUUCACCUAGCGAAUGACCAUUUUGCCUCUCUGACGGAAAAGAAAGGGGAAGAUAUUGAGCACUGAAUUUAGUAUGCCGAGAAUUUGUAUUUCCUAAAGAUAAUUUGCCUUUCCUGAGACUACACUUGCUUAGCCUCUUGCUGCCAGGAGUGAGAAUUUCCUCUUUGGAGGAGGGUGGAUGGUUUUUUUCAUUGGGUGUUUGGUACAUAUCGAAAUUCCACCUUUCUGCAGGGGAAUGGAUCUGGUUCAUGUAGCCAUCCUAGUCAGAAGGGCUCUAGCAGCUUGUUUACAACAUAACCGAAUUAUUGAUUUGUAAUCUGAAGGGUCUUUUAAUUUCAGUUGAAAGCGGCACUUUUUGAUGGGUCUGGACUAAUCAAGAUUGAAGCUAAGGUGGAGUGAGGAAUUGAGCUGAAUUUAAUGAGGGCUUCAGUGUUUUGGAGCUUAGGUUUAUUUUGGAAUUAAUUUAUUACAGUUUACUAAUAAAUACUUCAGACUUCAGAAACACAAUCAAGAAGCAUUACCGUUUUGAAGGAUGUUUUAAGCUCAGUAUAUGGGCCUGAGGAACCUAGUUAUGAUAAAAAAGAUUUGUGCUUGAAACAUAGCAGACUUUACUGACUCAAUUCUGUGCCCUUCACCAAAUGCAGAGAAAAUGGAAUACAAAGAGCUCAUAUUCAGUGGAUGAAUAAUAUUUAACUGAAGAAUGUGCUUCCACAGCUAAUUACAUUGUUGAAAUAUUUCCUGGGGGUAUACAUAGGGAGAAAUGCUCACUAAUGAAAGAUGGGCAUUUUCACUGAGCAUAAAUGAAUAUUUAGAGAGAAGUGCCUGUAUUUCAGUUUCUGGUUGCACCGUUUGGCUUGUCAUCAAUGUAGCCUUACAGUAGAUUUAAUUAAAAAAGGUUUACGAAGCAACCCAGUAGCUAAAACCAAUUUGAAAAUGUUCAUUCUUUGCAUUUAGCUAUUGUCAGGAAAAACUUUGAGAAACAGGUCAAUGUGGGGCCAUAGACCUCUUCUAGAUAAAAUAUUUCCAUCAAGCUGUGGAGCUCCAAUAGUGCCAUGAUUAAAAUGUCAGUUAAGCCAUUUAAAGUGAUACGCUUUGUGUACGCUUGUGUAUUCCAUCGUUUAUGAAGCAGCCCUGUUAUUCUUGCACUGUAAUGAACUUGAAGGGACAUUUAGUUAAUGCUCGUAUCACAUUACUGUUCAACUACCUCUAUAUAUGAUUGAUUUUUAAAGGUUUGUUUUUUUGUCCAAACAUGUUCAAAAUAAAACAAGAAGUUUCA